Lepus europaeus (European hare) is the source of this 4380-nucleotide messenger RNA. RefSeq names its product HECT domain E3 ubiquitin protein ligase 2 (gene HECTD2). The transcript has 21 exons. Gene Ontology annotation, molecular function: ubiquitin protein ligase activity. Gene Ontology annotation, biological process: protein polyubiquitination. NCBI's taxonomy places the organism in Eukaryota, Metazoa, Chordata, Mammalia, Lagomorpha, Leporidae. The record is from RefSeq and is a predicted model, not a curated record. Bases 26 to 2356 code for a protein of 776 amino acids.
UCACGCUCCUGCUGCCCGGCCCGACAUGAGUGAAGCGGGUCGGGUGCCGUCGCCCGCCGCUCAGCCGGCAGUGGCGGCGGCCGCGCCGGAGGAAAAGAAAGGAAAAGAACCGGAGCGCGAGAAGCUGCCGCCCAUCGCGUCCGCCGGGGCCGGCGCGGCUGCGGGUUUGGACAGAGGAGCCAAAGGCCAAAUUUCCACUUUCAGCAGUUUUGUUUCAACGGUCAGCCAGAAGAAAGAAGCCACUGAGAACAGAAGUUCACCUACACAUCUUGUUUUCCCUAACAUCAAGAAUGUGAGAGACCUACCACCAAUUUGCCUUGAUGUUAGACAAAAACAGCGUCUAUCUCUAGAUGCAUUACCAUCUGAAAUGAAGGCCCCAGCCCUUCCAGAACCCACCCUUCCUAUCCAAUCCAAAACUAUGAAAGACUUCCAGGAAGAUAUAGAAAAAGUUAAGUCAUCAGGUGACUGGAAAGCAGUACAUGAUUUUUAUCUAACAACAUUUGAUUCUUUCCCAGAAUUAAAUGCUGCAUUUAAGAAAGAUGCCACUGCCCCAUUUAAUAGUAUUGAAGACUCUGGGAUUAAUGCUAAAUUUGUGAAUGCAGUGUAUGAUGCCUUACUUAACACUCCUCAAGACAUUCAGAAAACAGUGUUAAAGGGAAUCAUUAACAGCCUGUUGCGAGAAUGGAAAGGUCCACGAACAAAAGAUGAUCUUAGAGCAUACUUCAUACUUUUACAGAAUCCUCAAUUUAAUAACACAUCUACAUAUGUCAUCUAUGCUCACUUGCUACGACAGACAGCUGCCUUAGUGGAAGCUGACCACCAUUUCCUAGUUCACUGGUUUAAAAAAUUAUCCCAGAAGAGAUUCAAACAAUUGGUAGAGAGAUUGCUGCAAUUUAUUUCUUUACGCCUGUUUCCUGCAAAGCCUGAAGAAUUUCCACCUAUAACAAAGUGUUCCUGGUGGAUUCCAUCAGCAUCUAAAGUGUUGGCUUUACUUAAUACUGCAAACAAUUUGGUUCACCCUCCCCUUGUUCCUUAUACUGAUUUCUAUAACUCUACUUUGGAUCACAUUGAUCUCAUGGAAGAAUAUCAUACUUGGCAGAGCUUUGGAAACUCUCACAGGUUUUCCUUCUGUCAAUACCCAUUCGUUAUUUCUAUAGCUGCAAAAAAAAUCAUUAUUCAAAGAGACUCAGAACAACAGAUGAUAAGCAUCGCAAGGCAAAGUCUGGUGGAUAAAGUAUCUCGAAGACAGAGACCUGAUAUGAAUAUGUUAUUUCUAAAUAUGAAAGUAAGGCGGACACAUCUGGUUAGCGAUUCACUUGAUGAGUUAACCCGGAAAAGAGCAGACUUGAAAAAGAAGUUGAAAGUUACAUUUGUUGGGGAAGCUGGUUUGGAUAUGGGUGGCUUGACUAAAGAAUGGUUCCUUCUUCUCAUUCGCCAGAUUUUUCAUCCAGAUUAUGGCAUGUUUACAUAUCACAAAGACUCUCACUGCCAUUGGUUUAGCAGCUUUAAAUGUGAUAACUAUUCUGAAUUCCGAUUGGUUGGAAUUCUUAUGGGACUAGCUGUUUAUAACAGCAUCACUUUGGAUAUUCGCUUUCCUCCCUGCUGUUACAAGAAACUAUUGAGCCCUCCCGUUGUUCCAAGUGAUCAAAAUAUACCAGUAGGCAUCUGCAGUGUUACCAUUGAUGACUUAUACCAAAUUAUGCCUGAAUUGGCCCAUGGGUUAAGUGAACUCUUAUCAUAUGAAGGCAAUGUUGAAGAAGAUUUCUAUUCAACAUUCCAGGUGUUUCAAGAAGAAUUUGGAAUAAUUAAAUCCUAUAAUUUAAAGCCAAGUGGUGAUAAAAUCACAGUUACCAAUCAAAACAGGAAAGAGUAUGUACAGCUUUAUACGGACUUCCUUCUCAACAAAUCUAUCUAUAAGCAGUUUGCUGCUUUUUACUAUGGGUUUCAUAGCGUUUGUGCUUCAAAUGCUCUAAUGCUGCUUCGUCCAGAGGAAGUUGAAAUUCUUGUCUGUGGAAGUCCUGAACUGGAUAUGCAUGCUCUGCAGAGAAGUACUCAGUACGACGGCUACGCAAAAACAGACCUAACCAUAAGAUACUUUUGGGAUGUUGUGCUUGGAUUUCCUCUCGAUCUUCAGAAGAAGUUACUUCAUUUUACUACAGGAAGUGACAGAGUACCUGUAGGAGGAAUGGCAGAUUUGAACUUCAAAAUUUCAAAAAAUGAGACUUCUACUAACUGGUUACCUGUGGCUCACACCUGCUUCAAUCAACUUUGCCUCCCCCCCUACAAGAGCAAAAAAGACCUGAAACAGAAACUCAUCAUUGGAAUUUCAAAUGCAGAAGGUUUUGGACUUGAGUAAUUUAGACUUGAAGUACAACAUUUUAUAUGUAGCAUUCACUUCCCUCUUCUUGUGCCUUUAACCUUUUCAUGUUUCUGUCUGAAAACACUUCCACGAAGCUCACCAACUUUAAAAUACUGAGUUUUUAAAAUCAAAUAUGAAGUAUGUUCAGCAAAGGCAUGCUUUUCUAAAAACACGAAAAUGUCUUGGGUCAUGACCACAUGGCAGGAACAAGUGUGGGUCCAGUCCCUCUUUUUUAUCGCACUUGAUCAUUCUCCUUAAGUAGUUUGUCACAGGUUUCCCACUGGGAAAGCAGAGGACGGCCAAGAAGGCACUUGCGGCACAGGUGAGCCCAGUGGCAGACCGUGUGCUGCUGAGCACACUGUAGCAAAACAGACAGCAGCGUUAUCUUCAGCAUAAGGCAUGUAGCCAUAUUUUCAUAUAAAGGUAAACAACAGUAUAAUUGCAAAUGCAAUUUACAGGGUUUUUUGAUAUACUGGCUUUGGUCCUAUAAGAUUCUUUUCAAUUGUUGCUGAAAAGCAUGUAAAUAACUACAUAAUCGCUUGAGAACAAUGGGAUUUUGAUAGUGCCAUUUAUUGCUAAAGAUUUAUUUUUACAAAGUAAAUUCAGGGUUUUAGAUGUGUAUACAGCUUUUACAAAUCAAUAAAGACGAUUGUACAAGAAUAUUUUCAGACUAAUUGGAUUCCAGGUUAUAUUCUUUUAAGUAUUAUUGUUAGUCUGCAUGCACAUUGGUAGUCCACUAGUUACGUGGGUACUCCAUGGUGUUUAUAUAAUGAUCAUUUCUCCUUAAGGAUCAAGAGAUUAGAAAAGAAAUCAGGUGUAACUAAUUAUUGGUGAAUUACGUCAAUUACAAGCACAAAAGCAAAGAACUGAUUUUAUAUAUAUCUAUUUUGAUUGAUGUACAAGACUUAUAUCUACACUUUUUGAUUACCAGUUGUACUGAAACAACAGUUUUUGGAAAAGAUAAGGUAUUUGACAAAAGUGAAUACAGUAAUAACAUUUGUGUCAAAAUGAUAGAGCUUGGUAUAAAAAUGUAGUUCAACAUUUUGGCCAAAAUGUUUGUCUUUCACUGGAUUCCGAAUGCACUAAUUCAGAAGUACCCUUUAAACAUUUUUUCUAACAGAGUAGCAUGUAAAAUGAAACCACAUUUAAGUCAGACAGUAUGGAGUGCUUUUUAAUUACAGCAUCUGAAGCAGUUUUAUUAGCAUGUUACAGAUAUUUCCAAUAUUUCUCUAUAUAAUAGCUUUCCUUCAGAAGACUCUGAAGUUGUAUUUGCAAUAAUAAUGAAACCAGCACUUAGUACCAGCAUAUGAUUCAUAUGCAAAUAAUACUUUCCCAGAAUUUUUUCUGAGUUAGGCGUUUUUCUUGUUGCUAUGCUUCCUGCACCCAACCAGCAGAAUUCUUCAGGGGUGGGGGAAGUCAUCGUUUAUUCUCCUGGGGUUCUGAAGGCAGCCCACAGGUCUGAGCAAAGGAGUUCCUCAUUUACUGCUCUUUGAGAUGGAAGCGACUGCUUUUCUGUUUGAUUAUUUAAAGGAUAUUUCUUCUUAGAAAUCUUGGAAAAUCUAAGAGACUUACUGCAUAUUGCUUUUGUUUUGCUCUGUUUUUAAUUCAUAUGCAAAUAAAACUGCUUCUCACACUGCUUGAACUGGAAAGUAAGAUGUUUAAUGUAGGUUAUUGCUAAGAAGCACAAAGAAUCAUGUGUAAGAAACCAGAUUUAAGUGUUUUCAGUAAAAUGUAAACAAAGUUUUUAUUUGGUAGAGAUGACUCAUGGAAAAAUUGUGUCAGCUUGGUCUGCAUGUUUAAUGAUGUGCUUGUAUAUCGAUAGCUAUGUCACUCUUAAAUAAGAAGUACACAGCAAGCCAAAUGUUUUCAUGACAAAGUCCAUAAAUAACUGGAGAAUUUUUGUUAUCUGUUCUUAUCAAGUUGAAAUUUAUAACUAUUUAUCACUAAAUUGCACAUUGCCUUUAUUUAUUUAUGCUCUGUUUUUGGUUUACAGUGUAAUGAUACCUCAUUUAAAAAGUAAA